AUGAGGGCGUGCGGGCGCGCGGCGUUUUGCUGGGCCCUGCUGUGCCUCGCCGGUGGCCUGGCGGCGCCGCGCCGCCUCUAUUGCGAGCGCGCCGACGUGGCGUGGCGGGCCUACCGUGCGCCGGCUGCCUUCGAGGCGCGCGUGCAGUCCCUGGCGCACGACGCCGCCACAGUGCAGGUGCGCCGCGUGCUGCGCCGCCAGGGCCGCUGGCCCCGCGAGGACUCUAUUCUGCGCCUUGAGCUGCCGCGGGAGCCCCUCGAGUGCUCGGGACGUUUCGAAGUGCCUUUGGAGAAUAGAAAGAACUAUAUCGUGUUCGCGGAGCGACACGGGCACGCCGCGGUGGCGCUGGGCCCGCCGCUGCGCCGCACCGCCAAGCUGAUGCGCCGCGUGCGUGCCGUCUACAGGCAGGGCUACAGCAGUCCGGCGCGCGUGGAGGCAAUGUCAGACGUGCGGGUGUCGCGUGGUGGGCGCGUGCGAGUGGAGUGCCGCGCCAGCGGGCGACCGCCCCCGCGUAUCUCCUGGUACAAAGACGGCAAGCCGGUCGCAGAUAUCGCGCUCAGAAGAUUUCGGGUGCAGAACUACAGACGGCGCUCGGUGCUGGUGAUCCGGCACGCGCGCAAGGAGGACGCGGCGCGGUACGAGUGCCGGGCGCAGGGGGCGACGGGUCCGCCCGCCGUCGCCAGUGCCAAUGUUACCGUGCUGCUGCCGGCCGCCGCGCCGCCAGACACAGCGUCCCUGGGCGCGCCAUGUCCUAUGCCGGACCCGGCUUCGUACUGCCUCAACGGAGGCACAUGUUUAUAUUUCGAAUUAGUUCAAGAGCAAGCUUGCAAGUGUCCAGAAGGAUUCAACGGGCAACGCUGCGAGAACAAGGACGUGUCGAACAGGAGCAGUAUGUCUCAUUCCUACACAUGCAAACUGGGCCUUUCCACGUCCUAUUACUGCUAGCCCGCGCCGCGCCGCACUGCGCUCGCGACGCUUAGCCCACCUCGUUCCAAUUUUAUAUUUAAAAAUUUAGAUCGCAACAACGCACCGAACGCACCAAAUGUCCGCCAGAUAGUCGAUAUAGUUGCGUUCCGGAUUCGUGUUUGUUAUUGGGGUUUUGUUUCAUCAACUGAAUGAGUAAUUCAACUAGUUUCAAUUGGAUUUGAUAACGAAAAAUUGCAAUUAAUAACAAUAACUUAGAAUAAUUACAUUAACUAAAGACAUUAAUAAUAUUCUAAGAUAACUUGUGAACAAUGUCAUAUCACGUAUCUUAAAGCGGACUUUCAAAAAGUUAUUUUAGAAAUUCUAAAGUAUUUUAUUACAUUUACUAAACCAUGCCGUAAUCUAGUACUAAUGUAACAACUUUUGAAAUCAAAACCCCAAUAAACAACUUGGUUAAACACUUUAUAAAUCACGAGUAUAUAUUUGAAAAUAGGACGUUACUUAAAAUUUGGUUUUAUAUUAUUAGGAUACAUAAUAGCAAAAUGACAUUUUAAUUGUUAAGCAAUUAAGCAAUUGGCGUUAACAAUGUUUGAUAAAUUAGAUCCAAUCUCAAUACCUUUUCAAAGUGACAAAUGUGGAAU
This is a messenger RNA of Papilio machaon (common yellow swallowtail), 1565 nucleotides long. RefSeq names its product protein vein (gene vn). Gene Ontology annotation, molecular function: axon guidance receptor activity. NCBI's taxonomy places the organism in Eukaryota, Metazoa, Arthropoda, Insecta, Lepidoptera, Papilionidae. The record is from RefSeq and is a predicted model, not a curated record. Gene Ontology annotation, cellular component: plasma membrane; neuronal cell body; axon. Bases 1 to 945 code for a protein of 314 amino acids. Gene Ontology annotation, biological process: synapse organization; homophilic cell-cell adhesion. The transcript is spliced from 5 exons.